This is a messenger RNA of Bicyclus anynana (squinting bush brown), 6174 nucleotides long. It is a transcript of the gene Ptr, whose product is annotated as patched domain-containing protein 3. Gene Ontology annotation, cellular component: plasma membrane; cytoplasmic vesicle membrane. The record is from RefSeq and is a predicted model, not a curated record. NCBI's taxonomy places the organism in Eukaryota, Metazoa, Arthropoda, Insecta, Lepidoptera, Nymphalidae. Bases 360 to 3542 code for a protein of 1060 amino acids. The transcript is spliced from 11 exons.
UUUUCGAAACCCCCAAACUGGUUUACGCGUAGGUACCGUCGGGCUACGUCACAACGUAAAUGUUAUAAAGAAUUCUUGGUUGACAAAAAGUUUGUAGGCUCGGGAAGGAUUAGGGUCUCGAGUCUCGACGGGAAGCGACAAGUGGAGGUGGUCCUUAUCAAAAGUUUCAACAGCUCUACAGAGUGGGGCGAGCGAACGGCUCGCACUCCGAACUCUACCGCAGCAGACAACGCUGCGUUCGCGCAACUCAAAACAAUCCCGACAUAAUGUUGACCGUUUCAGUGAGGUGAUAACUUUCUUGUGUUGUGUUGUGUGUGUUAAGGAUUGGAAUACGUUACGUGUAGUUCACAUCUGUCAAGAUGGGUUGCAAGCUAACGUUCGUCGACGACGUUCUGAACCGGUCGUUCUACAAACUCGGCCUGGUCGUCGGCAAGCAGCCAGGCUACUUUAUCAUCAUACCAGUCCUCCUCACACUGCUCAUGAUCACGGGAUACCAACGAGUGCACUAUGAAAUGGACCCUGAAUACCUCUUCUCUCCCGUCAGCGGCCAAGGAAAGUUGGAGAGGCGAAUAGUUGAAGAAUACUUCAAAGUGAACUAUUCACACAGGUUUAACGUCGGGAGGAUAACCAGGCCAGGUAGAUUCGGCCGCGUUAUCAUCGUGGCAAAGGACAAUGACACGAACAUGCUACGCACAGAAGUAUGGAAAGAGCUCCGACAACUGGACGAAUACGUGCAAAACGUCACAGUGACAUUGGAGAAUGGUGACACGUUUUCCUACAGGGAGGAAUGCGCGCGGUGGGAAGGACAGUGCUUUGUGAAUGACAUCCUUAAUCUUGACAAAAUUAUUGGAGAGGUGGAACGUGGCGAGUUGAACCUAACAUUCCCUAUAAUGUUCAACCCCGUGACGUGGGAGGCUCACGCGUUUCCCGUGUUCUUCGGCGGCUCCACCGUUGUGGAUGACGUCAUCGUCUCCGUGCCAGCUGUGCAGCUCGUCUGGUUCCUCAGGACUGACACUAAACUACAGCAAGAAAGAGGUGCAGCAUGGGAAGAUGCAUUUCUAGACGCUGUGGGUAUAGCAGAAGACACGGGACGUUUCAAGCAUAUAUCAAUAGCGCGGUUCGCAUCUCGGACACUCGACCACGAGCUCGAAAAGAACACCAAGACCGUGAUACCAUUCUUCAGUUCCACGUUCAUCUUGAUGGGGAUUUUCUCUAUAGUUACCUGUAUGAUGGGUGACUGGGUCAGAUCGAAACCAUGGUUAGGGUUAUUGGGGAAUAUAUCGGCUGUGAUGGCGACAGCGGCUGCUUUUGGCUGUGCUAUUUAUAUAGGCAUAUCUUUCAUCGGGAUCAAUCUUGCCGCGCCGUUCUUAAUGAUUGGAAUCGGGAUCGACGACACGUUCGUAAUGCUAGCAGCUUGGAGACGCACCUCGCCAAAGCUUUCAGUGCCAGAGCGGAUGGCUAUAAUGCUCUCAGAGGCGGCCGUGUCCAUUACAAUCACGUCCGUGACGGAUAUGCUAUCCUUCUUCAUCGGAAUUUUCUCGCCUUUCCCUUCGGUGCAGAUUUUCUGCAUGUAUUCAGGUUUGGCUGUCUGCUUUACUUUUGUUUGGCAUCUCACAUUCUUCUCGGGCUGCGUAGCUGUAUCAGGAUAUCGGGAGAAACAGAAUCGGCAUACUAUCACAAUGUUAAAAGUGUUGCCAGAAUCAAGAGCCAGAAAGGAAGAAAAGUCUUGGAUAUACAGAAUUUUCUGCAGCGGCGGCAUUGACCACGUAGACCCAGACAACCCAAUAGACAACAAAGAACACUGCAUCAUGGGAUUCUUUAGGACAACAAUGGCGGAUUGUCUCAACAACAGUUUGAUCAAGGCUCUAGUUAUCCUAGUAUUUUUGGCGUACUUGGCUGGCGCAGGAUACGGAGUCACUAACUUACAAGAGGGCUUAGAGAGGAGGAAACUAUCGAAAGUAGAUUCGUAUUCUGUCGUGUUCUUUGAUCGUGAAGAUCUAUAUUAUAGAGAAUUUCCGUACAGAAUACAGGUUGUUAUUAGUGGCAACUAUAACUACUCAGACCCCAAAAUUCAAGAAGAAGUGGAAACCUUAACGCAAAGAUUAGAAAAUACGUCGUAUAUAUCUAAUUCAUUGUACACAGAGUCAUGGUUGCGAACAUUUGUUAAUUAUGUCGAGAGAAAUAACGAUUACCUAAACGUAUCAAUCGACACGGAGGAAGAUUUCAUACAUAAUCUUAAAGAAUUAUGGCUGUUUCCGGCUAACCCUUUUUCACUAGAUGUGAAGCUCAACGAAGCCGGAAACCAAAUUCUAGCUUCAAGGUUCCUAAUACAGGCGAUCAACAUAAGCGGAACUAACCAUGAGAAAGAAAUGGUUAAAGCUCUUAGAGACGUAGUGGCCCAGUCACCUUUAAAUGCUUCCGUGUUUCAUCCGUAUUUCGUAUUCUUCGAUCAGUUCGAGCUUGUAAGGCCGACUUCAAUACAGAAUCUCUGUUAUGGUGCACUGAUGAUGAUGAUAACAUCCUUCAUAUUCAUCCCCAACAUACUGUGCUCCUUAUGGGUAGCCUUUAGCAUCAUAUCCAUAGAAGUCGGCGUUGUGGGUUAUAUGGCCCUCUGGGAUAUCAAUCUGGACUCGAUAUCAAUGAUAAACCUAAUCAUGUGCAUAGGUUUCUCAGUGGACUUCACAGCUCACAUCUGCUACGCGUACAUGGCAUCUAAAGCGAAACACCCUAAAGAAAGAGUCAGCGAAUGUCUGUAUUCUUUAGGAUUACCGAUCGUUCAAGGAUCAUUCAGCACAAUAUUGGGUGUCGUUGCGUUGCUCCUGGCCGAUAGCUACAUUUUCUCUGUGUUCUUUAAAAUGGUGUUCAUGGUUAUCUUCUUUGGUGCAAUGCACGGCCUCUUCCUCUUGCCCGUGUUACUAUCUCUGUUUGGUCCAGGAUCUUGUACCAGACAUGAGAAAGAUUUAAAAAUAUCGAAAGUCGAAAAGAUAUUUCCAAAUCCGUACUGUUUACCCCAUCCCCAACUAGUACUUAAUGAUCAGAUUUACAAUGGCAAGAAUAUAAGCCCGCAUGGCGUUUACAAAAUAUACGGGGACGAUAAAGAUUUAGGCAUAGGAACAUCAGGCGAAGACACCAGUGAAAGUAGCUCGAAUCAGUCACAAAGACGUCAGAUCAGCGGUGACGAAAACACGAGAAAGAAAUAUGUGGAUGGAUGGAAGAAAUACAAUCAGAGUACAAGUCAAUUCCAACCGUCCGGCGAGUUAGAUUUGUAUGGGCCGGAGACCGAUCGGGUUUGGCACAGGCAGAGACGCGGAAGUAACCACCGCGAGCGUUUUGAAAACCUCAGAAGCCCUCCAGGGCACAGAGUCGAGGACCCUGUUAUGGCUCGGAGAACAAGCGACACAGGUCCACAACGAGAUGGUCCGUACAGAGUAAUGCGAACGCACUCGCACCACAACAUCCACAGGGCAAGAGCACCGAGACGCACAAACUCGCACCAAAAUCUCGAACAUUUAGACUACGUCGCAGAAAUGCGAUUUCCUUGACAUUGACCGUACAACCUCUACUAGCUACAGGCGUUAAACCAAGUGCUCAAUUGUGGACCAAAGUAUUAAAAUUUCUCUUGUGGACGAAUAAAAACUGUAUUCUCAGUGUUAUUAGAACGUGUGGACAGUUAAUUUAAUAAGUCAAUUUAGGAUAAGAAGUUUUAAAAUUGCUUUGCAACCUGUUGCUAGUUUGCAAAUCAUAAAAUGAUUGUGUUGAUAAAAAUGAAGAGUGCAUAAGUGUCAAAUGAUAAAUUUAAGUAAAAAUUAAAUAUUGGUAAAAUGUAUAUCUAGUAUCUAAAGUAGAAUUGAGGCAGGUUCAGCAGAGCCAACCAUGGAAGGAAAAAAGCAAGAAUAAAAUAGCCCAAAUGCUUGUUCACGCAUAAUGACGCUUGCGGCAUACUAACGCCUAUAUGCGACGUUUUUUUUUUCAUUAGAGCGCAAAUAUCACACAGCAGCAGAAAAGUUCAACCCUUCAGACACAGACCACCUAUUAGUCCGUGCCUUUAAACUAACAAAAUCAUAUUAAUCUAAACAUUUUUAUUUGACAUUAAAAAUGUUUAUAUCCAUGCGAUAUAAAUGUUAUAAUUGUACUUUAUUGAUAUUAUUUAAUGUCAUCGGUAAUAAAAAUUGAUUAAUCUCAAAAUCGCCAAUUUCAGUUUAUUUCAAAGGGCUCUUAUUGCCAUCAUUAGUUUGAGAUUGCGUUAAAAAUGUUUGCAAUUUCUGCUUACCGCGCAAACGCUUAGUGCUGCCGCUAAGUUGUGAACUUGCACUUAAUAUACUAUCCUUUCUCACAAGUGACAUAAAUGUGUGUUUGUUUAGUUAAGAACUUGUUAUAUGAUGUAUUAACUUUGCUGUUCUUUCUGAGUUAUAAAUGCCUAGCCAAUUGCUCAAAAAUUGUUUUCUGGACAGUAACGUCAUUAAAGUUCGUUCAUUUUAACGAACUUCAUAUUCGUUUUAAUAGGGUAAUUCAACGCUAGGCCUAUAUUUGUAUAAUAUUAUUAUAGGUAUUUUAUAUUACAAACAAGACAUAAUGAAACUUAGCAAUGUUUUUCAUAAUAAUUUAUUUAAACUUAAGUUCCUAAACAUAACGUGUAAAUUACAUGAUGUCAGUCAUCAAACUUACACUAACUUAAUAUUGCAAUAAAUGCAUUAUUUCAAGAUAAACGUCAAAGAAAUGGGAUUCAUAUCCCAGAAUAUGUUACUUUUAUACAAUUUUUACAUGAUUUUGGAAAAAUGUAUAACAAUUUCGCAUAUUAUAUUACAUUAAUUCAAAGCUCACAAUGUUUUUGAAUAUAGAUGUAAUUUUUUGUCAUAUAAUAUGCAUAUGCUAACAAAUAGUUACAAUAACGAAUAUUGAUCGCAGAUAACCGCGGCAACUGAUAUCUCGAUAGAAACAUUUCUGUAGUGUGAUAAUUAUUUUUAGAAAACAAUAUAGGGAAUGUACCUUAGAAAAAUGUAAAUAUUGUGGGUAUUUCAAGUAUAAAUCGUAAUUAUAAGUUUUCAUUGAUAUACGAAGCUUUAACGUUACCUGUAUUUUAGAGAUCGCUGUAUAUAAUUAUAUUAUUUGUGAUACAUUGCCGAUGCCAUGUACCGUUCGAGAAAAGAAUGAUUUAUGCUACGUGGCUGGAACGAGCCGUGCCCAGUUGUCUUUUGGUAAUGACAGCCUUUUUGUCAUUUGUGUUUGGCGCUGUAAAUUUUAGUUCUGGUUUUAGCCGUGGAACUUCUUUUGUGGCGCAGUCUAUUUUACACCUUAGACUAAUUGGAUAUGGACUUGUUUCGCAUCCAAAUUCACCAACAAAAUUGCAUGUGGUUUUUGAAGAGGACGAGUUAAACUCACAUCGAUAUAAAAUAUAAGAACUUUGUGUCUUUACACAACAACACUACACACACACAAACUAUAAAUUUACACACACUAAUAAAAUUUUAACGAACCCAUCGUUUAAUCUGGUUACACCGAAUUAUUUAGAUUACUUGAUCGAUGUUUUGCUGUUCGGCUAAAGAAUCGAUUAUUUUUAGAUAUUUUUUUUUUAUUACAAUCUAAGUAAGUUUAGAAAUACAAAUGAAACGUAACUCGUUACUAAUAGUAAACAUUUAUUAGUAAACUAGGUGUUGAUCAUUUCUUACACGACGAUUACAACAAUGGAACAUAAAUUUCAUAGAAAACGUUUUUAUAAACGUGUUAGAUCAUUGAUCUUGUACUUUGACAGAAGGAUAUUGUUUAGCGAGUCAGGUCCUGAUCUAAUUAGUCUAAGUAUUACAUCUAGCGUCUGUAGCACAGAAGGGCGUUCAUGUUACGCGGGCCAAGACCGGGCCGAUACCGUUCUAUGGACUCUGAGAUUUCUCUGGACUGGUAUUAUAUGAAUUUCAUACAAAAUAUAUGUAAAGUAUGUAAAAUAAGGUCUAGCAUAAAUCAUCCUUUAAAAAAAAUCAACCUUAAUAUCUAUAAGCUAUAACUACCUUACUAUAUUUUACAAAGAGCUCAUUCAUACAGUAACGAUAUUGCCUUGCAUUUGUUGUUAUUACAACCCCAUUGUUAUGUAUGAUAUCGUGAUCAGACACGAUUGCAACUCAUGACUGAAUAUUGUAAAUAUUUGAAUUGUUUUAUAUAAAAAUAAAAUUAGUUUUGAUAACA